ACGUUGUGAUAAGACCUUUUACCUUUACCCAUGGAGAGCGCAGAGAUGCCUGCAGCCCUCCCUGACUGCGACGCCCGACACCUCGACGAAGUCACCUUUGUACAUGAGGAGCGCAGAGUUGCUUGCGGCCCUCUUUGACUCGGACACCGACACCUCGGUGCAUAGGAUCAAGAGCAAAGUUGCAGACGCAGACUGCGCGCGCUGGUUCGGCUGGAGCACACGGAGUCGUCGGGGACGCGCGUGGGAGAUCGGCCCUUGCCCCUGGCAUCACGGAUGUUUCCAGUCCUGUACAAGCAAAUUGGCAAACACUGCCGACGGCCUCAGCGUCCUGACGGGUGGGCUUGCGACAGCCGUUAAUCUCAACUUCAACCACUCUCAAGAUGAGGUUAUCCCCAAGAAAAUCGAGACGGAUGGCGCCAGAGUAAAUGACUUAUGCCCACCCAGGAAUAUAUAUGUCCAGCCGUCGAGGACGACGCCCGGUGCACCACGGUUCUUCCUCUGCUGGCAUGGCUGCCGCAGCAGCUCUGAUGUCCAAGCCCGCCACUAUAUGUGAGAGCACUUGCCACCUAUUCCGCUUCGGCAAUCAUCCAUAUCAUGAGACAACCUAGACACUCGGCCACCUUCGCUCUGCUGGCUGCUCUCGGGUCGAUCGUUGCUGGCGCUCUAUAUGGCGUUCAUUCUAUGCUUGAUGUUUUCAUUCUUGGAGGGUUUUUUAGCUUAUUGUGCUGCCAAGGAGUCGUGUGGUGGACUGGCAGGACCUAGUCAUGGACGCAGCCCGGGGCGAUUUCUCGAAAUC
Parathielavia appendiculata is the source of this 796-nucleotide messenger RNA. RefSeq lists its product as uncharacterized. Lineage: Eukaryota; Fungi; Ascomycota; Sordariomycetes; Sordariales; Chaetomiaceae. The record is from RefSeq and is a predicted model, not a curated record. Bases 104 to 553 code for a protein of 149 amino acids. The transcript has a single exon.